GGGGUUGACUAUUGGGGGCGCUCUCUGGUUCACCGGUCGCCAUUUUUGUUUCACAGCGACGACGGUUGAGUUUACACGUGUUUGGAGACUUUAACACUGGCUUUAUUAUAAUUUUGUGGCAGCCAAUAUUGUGGGCUAAUCACAAUGCAGCACGAUGACGUUAUAUGGAGUGUCAUCAAUGGCAUCAAGGGAAGUUUUUGUUCAUACAAAGUUAGAACUAAAACACAAGAUUUUUGUCGGAAUGAAUUUAACAUAACUGGUUUAUGUAACAGAGCAGCCUGUCCACUCGCCAACAGUCAAUAUGCCACCAUUAGAGAAGAAAAAGGAGUGUGCUACCUUUAUAUGAAGACCAUAGAAAGGGCUGCUUUCCCUGCACGGUUAUGGGAAAAAGUUAAAUUAUCUAAAAAUUAUGAAAAAGCUUUAGAACAAAUAGAUGAACAGCUUAUAUAUUGGCCACGAUUUAUGAAACAUAAAUGUAAACAGAGAUUUACAAAAAUUACGCAGUAUCUGAUAAGAAUGAGGAAAUUAGUUUUAUCCAGACAGAGGAAACUUGUACCACUGAGUCGGAAGAUAGAGAGACGAGAUAAGAGGAGAGAGGAAAAAGCUUUGAUUGCAGCUCAGUUAGACAAUGCUAUUGAGAAAGAAUUAUUAGAGAGAUUGAAACAAGGCACAUAUGGGGACAUUUACAAUUUCCCCGCACAUGCGUUUGAUCGAGCCAUGGAACAAGAGGAGCUGGAAAGUGGGUCUGAAGAUGAGGAAGAAUUGGAAAAAGAUAAAGAAGACGAAAAAGAAGAAGAAGAAGAGGAGGAAGAAGCUGAAAUUGAAUAUGUUGCUGAUGAAGAUUUUGAAGAAAGUGAUUUAAGUGAUCUUGAGUCAGUAAUGGGUGGCAUGGGUGACAUGGGUGGCAUGGGUGACAUGGGUGGCAUGGGUGACAUGGGUUGCAUGGGUGGCAUGGAUGACAUGGGUGGCAUGGGUGACAUGGGUUGCAUGAGUGGCAUGGAUGGCCAGCACCUAUAA
Messenger RNA from Saccoglossus kowalevskii, 1017 nucleotides. RefSeq names its product protein MAK16 homolog. Gene Ontology annotation, biological process: maturation of 5.8S rRNA; maturation of LSU-rRNA. The record is from RefSeq and is a predicted model, not a curated record. Lineage: Eukaryota; Metazoa; Hemichordata; Enteropneusta; Harrimaniidae. Gene Ontology annotation, cellular component: nucleolus; preribosome, large subunit precursor.